GGGGUUUGGGAUUCUUCGCCAUCGCUCCACCGAGCGCGAGUCGUUCUGGAGGGAAUUCUGAGAACGAAGCUGUGAACUUUGACAAAGCGCCGAGACCAUCAACAUUCUCAGUGUGGCUGUGAUUUGUGGAGGAUCGUGUCAAUUGUGGCUCAUUGUUUCACCCAUCACCAUCAUAUUCACAGUGUGGCUGAGUGCUUUCCCAAUACUAUUUCGCCAUUCGUUCAGUGUCACCAAAGCGUCGAAGCUUCAAUUACACAUUUCCUGACAUUCUGUGAAUUUGUCCCGGUCGCAAAUUACGGCUUAGACUCCUGCCACCGUUAAUAAUGAUGAAGUGACGAAACUGGUGACAAGAAAUACAAGAGGACCUGUGACUCAUUAUUAUGUGUUGUCCUUGCAUGGCAGUGUCCUAACGAAAAAAAAAGCGUGGAGGCACAAUUAGAAGACAUAUAGUGGUGUAAUUGAGAGGAUAUCCAGCUGUCAUGAUGGAAAAAGUAUUAAAUUUCCUUGUCAUUUGCUGCUUCUGCACUACAAUGCUCUCGACAGCCGUAGCCACAGAGAAAGCUACAGUAAGAGGAGCUUUUCAGGAAAAUGUGGACAGAGUGGCGGAGCGGCAGGAUGUGGUCACGAACGAGGAGGGCAUGGACGAGGGCACUUUCAGCAGAUACAGUGUGGCGACCACCCCGAAAAUUGAAAGUGCACCGCCGAAGCGACUCUCCAGGUAUGAGCAGGGCCUUGAGGACUACGACGAGGCGGCCGCCAGGCUGGAUAACGAGGAGAAGGCGGAGCGGAGGAGGGACGCCGGGGGCGGCAGGUCGCCCUACUCCUGGCGCGGUGGCAAUAAUUCAUGGGAGAGCACAGUGAAUUUCAUUGGCAAUGUCGUAUCACUGGUUCGAUCUCUCAAAUCCCAUCGAAACACCACUGAAGCCACAGCUCAAGAAUCACCGGAAUUAGCACGAAAUUCCUCGGCAAAUAGUGCUGAGCCUCUAAUUGGAUCCCCUCGAGAUGACACCGAUGACACUGCAGCGACCACGGAAGUGGCCACAGUCGAGGGACGCUACAUCAAGGGUGACCCACUGAAGGGAUACUACGACUUUGUCAUCACGGAGGGAUCGUACAAGUUUUGGGCGGCCUUCCAGUUGGCGACUGCCGCCCUCAUUAUUUAUUCAACGUUCGCAGCCAUUUACUAUUCAAAGGUUAAUCCGAUUGUUUCCGAUUAUGAUUAUGUUGAUUAUCUGGGCGGAGGACGCGCCAUGGCCGGUGGACGCAGCUUCGAUGAGGACACAACACCAGCGGACACCGAAGGCAGUUGGUUGCCGUCGCUAAACAGCAGCUGGAUCACAACUGCCGUCCAUGGCUUUCAAUUUGUCAUGGACGCCAUCGAGAAGAUACCACAAUAGCGCAGCUCAACUGCACUUUCGCAUGCCAUUGUGGGGGAGAUAUAUGGGGAAAAUAUGAGAGCCUUUCGUGCUCAUGUGAAGAACCAAGAGUGGGCGAAUUUGGGGCAACAUUUGUGCAACUUGCAAAUUCCCUUGGAAAUGCCACCCCCUCUCGCGCACCCGCUCGACGCGAGAAUACUUGAAAGUUCACCCGGAGAGCUUUCUAUUGCAUAUUAUCUCUCUAAUUGACUGAAGUUGAAUUUGCUUAAAGUCUAUUUUUGGAAUGUUUCAAGCCCUGCAGUUGCACGGUGGAAAAGCACUAUUUUUCAUUUUCACCCGCAGCAUUGUGCACAAUUGUCGCACAUGAAAGCUCAAAACUCCUUCACGUGAAAAUUACACAUUAUGCUUUGCGAGUUGUCUGGGGAAAUUCACGGACGAAAUGUGGCGAAGGUGGAAAAUUCAUAGGACACGAAUUAAAAUGAUAUUUUACAGAGCAAUUUAUGGGCUAUUCAGGGUAAAAUGUCGCAAAGCAUAGUUGAAAAUGUUUUAAAAUGAGCCUUCUUGGCAAUUGUCCGUGGUUAGAAGGAGAUUUUACCACAGCGACGCCAUGCUAAAUAUGUAGUCAGAGGAAAUUGUGUUUCUAGAUUUUCGCAACUGUUUCAUCCAGUCGUGAAAGAUUAAGUUUUUCUCAAAAAUAAUUUUCUCUUUGAUUAUUUUACUAAUCAAUUUCGAAGAUUUUCCCUAUGCUUUUCUUUGAGUGCAUCUGCAGGUUUCGCUUGUUUGCCCCAUAAAACGGAAUUAAAAUAUGAAUACGUCCUGGAAUUUGUAAACAAAUUCAUAAUUUAGCAUUUUUACAUUCUCCGCGCGUUUAUCAGCGCUGCUGAGUUUUGGAAUUGGUCUGAUGAGCACAACCGAAAUUGUAAUUCGAGCUCUAGAGAAAUUACACGGGCAUUCUCAGAGGUACUGUGAGCAGCCCGAAAGCGCGAAAAUCUACCCACUCGCAGCCACAAUUGAUCCGCCCUCGGGGCACUAUUAUUCAUCUGCCACACUGCGAAAGUUGCACCCGCCAGGUGGGGAGCUCCCACUUUGGGAGAUUGCCACGGAGGAGCUCAUGUGAAAAUGCAGCAAAUAUGUAUGAACAUUUCAUUGAUUUGAUUGCUGGGUUCUUAUACAGGUCUUAACGGUUGUAGCCAUUGUUUUAUGUAUUGUGUGCACCUUCUCGUCUACUUUUUAUAUGCCACACUUUUAACUCUAAGUAUAUUGUUUAGUUUAGAAUUAUAUUCAUGUCGUCAUCUCUGAAAUGUAUUAUAUAUUCGUGUGCAAAUUUCACAUUAUAGCCAAGAUAAUGGGUUAUUCCGACGAGACUAGGAGAAAUAGUUGGUUAAGAAUAGAAUAAUUUACGCAUAUGCAGCAAUUACGCUUUAGAUAUGAGUUCUAUUGUUGUAUGACGUGGAAAAAGUGGAGAAUUCUGUCCAAGAAAUAAAGCAAAU
This is a messenger RNA of Phlebotomus argentipes, 2866 nucleotides long. RefSeq lists its product as uncharacterized. The record is from RefSeq and is a predicted model, not a curated record. The transcript has 5 exons. The coding region runs from base 480 to 1397 and encodes 305 amino acids. NCBI's taxonomy places the organism in Eukaryota, Metazoa, Arthropoda, Insecta, Diptera, Psychodidae.